CCUUUAUAAAAUUCUGAAUUUUGUUCGGUUUUCUAUGUCCGAAGUUUAGACCGGAGAUUUUUCCGGUUUGGCAUGUCAAUCUCAAAUAAUCUGAACCAUUUUGGUCAGUCUGUGUGUGUGGCAAAAAGCAAAAGCUCGAAAACGAAAUCCAUUUUCCCAUUUUCCAGUUGUAGUUACCAGCUUCUAUAUUGAAGAAAGGUCCACGGCAAUAUAGUAAACCUUAUGGCAUACGCAACAGGAGUGACCCCUGCUUCAAGGACUAUCUUCCCUUUUUGUUCCAGAACCUUGUUAUCUCCCUUACGUGUCGCUUCUGUACUUGAAUCAUCCUCCUCCACUUUCUUCACAAGGGUCCAAGUUCAUCAGCUUUUCUCCACUUCUAGACCUCCUCUCUUCGUCUCCUCUGCUAAGUGUUCUACUGGGAAUCAAGCUGCUUCUCGCCCUAAUGUAGUCCAUAUACUCGAAGAAAGAGGACUCCUGGAGUCAAUCACCAGCGACAAUCUCAGGUCCGCUUGUUCUGAUCCCAACGUAGCUCCUCUAAAGGUCUACUGCGGGUUUGAUCCAACGGCUGAGAGUUUACACUUGGGUAACCUGCUUGGUAUCAUUGUCCUUUCUUGGUUCCAAAGAUGUGGACACCAAGCCGUUGGUUUGAUUGGUGGUGCCACUGGCCGCGUUGGUGACCCAUCUGGCAAAAGCCUUGAAAGACCUGAGCUUGACGCCCUAACAUUGGAGAAAAACAUCGCCGGGAUUAGAAACAUCCUCAUCAAGAUUCUUGGUGGGACUCAGAGCUCUGCUAGCUCUUAUGUAAUUUUUAAUAACUACGACUGGUGGAAAGACAUGACGAUGCUAGAGUUUCUGAAAAACGUUGGUCGGUAUGCUAGAGUUGGACCAAUGAUGGCGAAGGAGAGUGUGAAGAAGAGGUUAGAAUCAGAGCAAGGUAUGAGCUACACCGAGUUUACUUAUCAGUUACUGCAAGGAUAUGAUUUUGUUCACUUGUUGGACAAGGAAGGGGUCAAUGUUCAGAUAGGUGGGAGUGAUCAGUGGGGUAACAUAACAGCUGGAACUGAUCUGAUCCGUAAGAUUCUCCAAACCGAAGAAGCUGCUUACGGGCUAACGUUUCCUCUCCUGCUGAAAAACGAUGGGACUAAGUUUGGAAAAUCGGAAGAUGGAGCCAUCUGGCUAUCUCCUUCCAUGUUAUCACCUUAUAAGUUCUAUCAGUACUUCUUCUCAGUUCCAGACGUUGAUGUGAUACGCUUCUUAAAGACUCUAACCUUUCUGAGUUUGGACGAGAUCAAGAUGUUGGAAGAUGAGAUGAGGAAACCUGGGUAUGUCCCUAACACCGCGCAGAUGAAACUUGCUGAAGAAGUAACCAGAUUUGUACAUGGGGAAGAGGGUUUGAAGGAAGCCAUGAAAGCAACAGAGGCUUUGAGACCAGGAGCUGAGACAAAGCUUGAUUGGAACUUGAUUGAGAGAAUUGCAGAGGAUAUACCAACUUGCUCACUUCCUGUUGAUCGAGUCUCUGGUGUUUCUAUUGUGGAUGUAUCUGUUUCAGCAGGGUUGUUUGAGAGCAAAUCUGCAGCAAGGAGAAUGUUGAAGCAAGGUGGAGUUUAUAUGAACAAUGAGAGGGUUGACGAUGAGAAUAAGAGAGUUGAAGAGGGAGACAUCGUUGAAGGAAAAGGUCUUGUUCUCUCUUCAGGCAAGAAGAACAAAGUAGUCAUCAGAGUUUCCUAAGAAUUUUUUUUUACAAAAAUGUUGUAUUAUUUGAUUUAAGUUUUCACCAGUUUACGGAAUAAAACCUUUGAAUUAAAUACCAUGAAACCUUAUUGGAGAA
Molecule: messenger RNA, 1828 nt
Organism: Raphanus sativus (radish)
Lineage: Eukaryota; Viridiplantae; Streptophyta; Magnoliopsida; Brassicales; Brassicaceae
Product: tyrosine--tRNA ligase, chloroplastic/mitochondrial
Exons: 2
Coding region: 223-1728 (501 amino acids)
Biological process (GO): tyrosyl-tRNA aminoacylation
Cellular component (GO): cytosol; mitochondrion; chloroplast stroma
Molecular function (GO): tyrosine-tRNA ligase activity; ATP binding; RNA binding
Source: RefSeq, a predicted model, not a curated record